ACGUUACGAGGUCACAGAACCGACUGCGACACACGAGCCGCCGCGCUCAGAGGCCUUUUCUCCUCGCGCGCCGCGCACUGACUGACGGGUGCGCCCCACGCGCGCCGCCGUGGCACCGGGUGUGGGAGCUCGGUGCUGUGAGUGACGGCGGCAGCUGUGGAGCUGGACCGGACGAAGAACCCCCUCAUGGGACCCCGCGCGGCACUCCUGGCGCGCCUGAUCCGGAGGCAACGUGAGGCGCGCGCAUUCCUCCACAGGAACGGAUCACAUCAAGACUUUCUCCCUCAGCUGGCACCGUGAGGGGAGAGAAAGGGCUCCGGGUCCAGCACGGAGCAGGGACUCAGACGGGCUGUGAGAGGACGUAGCAUGGGAGCGCGAUGUUGUCCCGCAAAGGACUCAUCCCUGAGGAUUACCUGCUGACGCGUUUGGCCGAGGACGUCCAGCAGCCCAAGUUCAAGACCAAACAGGGCAAGGCUCGGUUCGUGGGGAAGAACGGCACCUGCAACGUAGCGCACACCAACAUCCGGGAGCAGGGCCGGUUCCUUCAGGACGUGUUCACCACCCUGGUGGAUCUAAAAUGGAUCCACACGCUCAUCAUCUUCACCAUGUCCUUCCUGUGCAGCUGGCUGCUCUUCGGGAUGAUCUGGUGGCUCGUUGCUUUCGCGCACGGCGACCUGGACCGGAAAGAGGACGAGUUUGUCCCGUGCGUAACGGACAUCCACUCCUUCUCCUCCGCCUUCCUCUUCUCCAUCGAGGUCCAGGUGACCAUCGGCUUCGGGGGUCGGAUGGUCACGGAGGAGUGCGUCUCGGCCAUCAUCAUCCUCAUAGUGCAGAACAUCGUGGGGCUGGUCAUCAACGCCAUCAUGCUCGGCUGCAUCUUCAUGAAAACGGCGCAGGCCAACAGGCGCGCGGAGACGCUCAUCUUCAGCAAGCACGCGGUGGUCUCCCUGCGCAACAACAGGCUGUGCUUCAUGAUCCGCAUCGGGGACCUGAGGAAGAGCAUGAUCAUCAGCGCCACCGUGCGCAUGCAGGUGGUCAGGAGAACCGCCACGGAGGAGGGGGAGGUGGUGCCGCUGGACCAGAUCGACAUCCACAUGGAUAACCCGGUGGGCACCAACGGGAUCUUCCUCGUGUCCCCCCUCAUCAUCGCUCACGUGAUCGACAGGAGCAGCCCCCUGUACGAGCUGUCGCCUUCCGACCUGCAGCAGCAGGACAUCGAGAUCAUCGUGGUGCUGGAGGGGGUGGUGGAGACCACCGGCAUCACCACGCAGGCCAGGACUUCCUACGUGUCCGAGGAGAUCCUGUGGGGGCAGCGCUUCGUGCCGACGGUCUCGGAGGAGGACGGGAUGUACGCAGUGGACUACUCCAAGUUCGGCAACACCGUGAGGGUCGCGACUCCGUGCUGCAGCGCCAAGGAGCUGGAGGAGGCAGGGGGGAUCGCGCGCUUUAGGCUGCAGGAGGGCGCCACCUUCCGGACGACCGCGAGAAGGAGAGCCGGUGCCGCGACGCGUAAAACCAGGAAGAAGCAGUGAUCUGCUCCAGCUCUGGUGUAAUAACCAAAUCUUUUGAUUCAGAAAUGAUCAAUGAUCCUUCACCUCAGAGUGACAACAUGACGGUGAAUAUCUGAGCCCUGGUAUCCAGAGUGAGAUCAGGUCUGCCUGCAUGGAUUUAAACAAAUAACUAAUAUUUAUUAUAGAGACAGUUUAUGGGGUUUAUGGAUUGACAAGCGCAAAAGAUGUGCAUUUGCUUUUUAUCUGCUGUGGGAAGUGGGGGUGCUGAUGGUGCUCCAGCGCCCCCUGAUGGAUGCCAAAAGGAAAUGCUAAUCCCAUUUCAAUAAUAUGAAAUAAAAGGUUUUAAUAGUGCUUCAUGGGUUUAAAUUGUGUUUAAUUAAUCUGAUCGACUAUAUGAACCAGCUAACACACUCAGCACCACCAGCUGAAACUUGUUCCCACCACUUCGGCUGCUUUUCCACAGAAUUAACAGAGGGAAAGUAUACGCCUUAUUUUUUAUAGAUGAGGUUAACUUAAUGCAAAACAAGCCGAAUGCUCAUGUCCCAGAUCACUGAGGGUUUGAAUACUGAAUGUAUUCUUCCAGAUGUGUUUGGAUUGGAUCCAAG
This is a messenger RNA of Nematolebias whitei (Rio pearlfish), 2116 nucleotides long. It is a transcript of the gene kcnj11, whose product is annotated as potassium inwardly rectifying channel subfamily J member 11. Bases 378 to 1532 code for a protein of 384 amino acids. Gene Ontology annotation, biological process: regulation of monoatomic ion transmembrane transport; potassium ion import across plasma membrane. The transcript has a single exon. Lineage: Eukaryota; Metazoa; Chordata; Actinopteri; Cyprinodontiformes; Rivulidae. Gene Ontology annotation, molecular function: ATP-activated inward rectifier potassium channel activity. The record is from RefSeq and is a predicted model, not a curated record. Gene Ontology annotation, cellular component: plasma membrane.